Messenger RNA from Seminavis robusta, 756 nucleotides. NCBI's taxonomy places the organism in Eukaryota, Bacillariophyta, Bacillariophyceae, Naviculales, Naviculaceae. The record is from the annotation of a GenBank genome assembly.
AUGGACCACUCGCCGGACCUGAUUCUGAUCGCUCGAAAAUUCACCGUCAAUGUGGCCACAUCCAUCGCCGUACGCAGUCCACGCAGACCACCCUUCCACACCUGUGUGUUGUGGAUCGUAUUCACGAUUGUCACAAUUUCCACUCGACAACAAUCCACCAAGACAACAUUGGCAACGACCAUUGUCUGUGCUCUUGACAUGGCUGAGGUCAAUCAAUCUUCCUUGGACAGCUUGUCGUUAUCAUCACACAAUACCGACAAUUGGAAACGCCGGCUACUUCGCUACGAAACCGACAUUGAGACGAAACAUGGAGUUUCUCCAGAAAUCCCUGGCAGAUUUGAAUUUAGUGGCAACGAGAUGGCGUUGGGAAUGGACCGUCUCACGGUGGGUUCCAAGGCGUUGCAGGAUUUGCUCGUGCAAGCUGCCAAUGACCAAAAUAUCCCCGAGCUCUUGAAGGACGCCAUCUUCAAGGCUGAUGUCUUUCUCGAGAAAUCCAAGGAGACGACAGUGGAAAUUCAGGAGGGCCGUCACCGUCGAGCCUUGUUGGCAGAACCAACAGAAGAAGAAACCAAGAAUCCGCGCCGCCAAACACACCGGCUGGCUUCCCUCCAGCAUCCCAAAGCGCGCCAUCAUAUCAAGAUCCAGGAAGCUCUCGAAGGAGGCGACCAUUCCAUCCACACAAAGGCUCACGACAAAUUAAAUAGGCACCUCAAAGACAGGCAGGGGACCCUCAGGAAGGCUCCUUCGGUCCUCUGA